This is a messenger RNA of Agrilus planipennis (emerald ash borer), 3704 nucleotides long. RefSeq names its product adenylate kinase 7-like. NCBI's taxonomy places the organism in Eukaryota, Metazoa, Arthropoda, Insecta, Coleoptera, Buprestidae. Gene Ontology annotation, cellular component: cytoplasm. Gene Ontology annotation, biological process: nucleobase-containing compound metabolic process. The coding region runs from base 1006 to 3408 and encodes 800 amino acids. The transcript is spliced from 11 exons. The record is from RefSeq and is a predicted model, not a curated record. Gene Ontology annotation, molecular function: AMP kinase activity; ATP binding.
UCAAGAAAAAAACGGAUGACACAUUGCAGGGCUGGAAAUGUUUUUUAUAAGUCCAAUUUAAAAUGCGAUUUUAUCAUCGAAAAUGGCAGUUUUUUUUUUAAAAUCUUAAAUCAAAUUUAAACGUCUUCUCAGAGCCCGAGUAAAUUUAUAAGUCCGAUUUAAAAUCUGUUUACAUCAUCGAAAAGGGCAAUCUUCUAUUCAGGAAAUGCCUUUUCACAGUUCUAAAUUAUGUCUACAUACCUGCCGAAAAUUGAAGCUUUCCAGAUUUACAUUAAAAGCAUUUUAUAGGGCCUUUAAUAUCUUCUAUUAUAAGUACGAUUUAAAAUCUGUUUUCAUCAUCGAAAAGGGCAAUAUUUUGUACAUUGAAUUAAAUUGAAUUGAAAGUCCCAAAUUAUAAUUACCUGUUUACCCAAAAUGUCUGCGAAAAUUGAAGGUUUUCAGAUUUGCAGAAAAAACAUGACACUAUACAGGGUCGUAUAUCUCUUUUAGUAUAAGUCCGAUUUAAAAUAUAUUUUUAUCAUCAAAAAGGACAAUCUUCUAUACACGAGAUGCCUUUUUGAAAGUUCUAAAUUAUGAUUACAUGUCUGCCCAAAAUGUCCGCGAAAAUUGAAACUUUUCAGACAAUCCUAAAUGAAUGUCUGCUAAAAAAACCCCGCGGUUUGAUUUUUCUCGAUUUUUCAAAAACAAGUGGUACUUUACAGGAUUGUAUCCUAUAUAAAAAUAGUCAAUUUUAAAAUAUAUUUAAAGUUGCCUUCAUACUCGAAAAAAGCCAACAUUUUUGCAUAAUGUUAAUAUUAAAUGAAUAUUGAGUUUUUAGUUUUUUCUAAUUAAAAGUCCUAGACGGCCCGUUAUCAUUAAUGUCAUUGAGUGAAAUUGUCACAAGAAAGCUCAUCUUUAUUAGCAACAAAAAAAAAGGCAGAACUGCAAUAGUCGCAAACAUUUUACGUGUUUCUUUCGAUAGAAACUAAUUUUAAACAGAACUAGAACGUUAAAUAAUUAAAUAUCAUGGAUUCAACUCAAGCUACGACAGUUACGACCUUAUUCAACACAGCAGAGACGGGGAAAAUCGCAACAGAACCUGAACCAGCUUUUACUAGAUACCGGGUGUUCUUUAACCACGUUGACUCCUUCAAUGUAAAAUAUAUUUCUGCGUUUCUAACAGAAAAAAUAUUUGGGGCAUCCAGAACGGCCGCAGGUGGCGGUGAAGAAAUGCUAGAAGAAGAGGAAGAAAAAUCUAGACCCGUUUACUUCGGUCCAGAUAUGGCGAAAAAUUAUGAAAUAAUAGGCACUUUGAGAUACCAAUUUCAUAGACCGACCGAAGACAUAUCGAAAGUUAUAAAAGAAACGGAUGAAGAUUUCUUCACACAAGUCUUUAAUUGCGGAUUUAUUGUCUACGACAUAACUGAAGACCCCAGUCAAAUACAAGAUGCUUUAGACAUGUUAACAGCAAUCGAAAAAGAAAUAGAAAGCGUCAAAGAUAUUGGUCCAAAAACUUUCGAAAGAUGGGACGAAACUCGAGUUUUUAUCCUAUUAUCGACAGUUAUGACAUGGGGAAAAAGUAAACCCGUUGAUCCUGAAGAUCCUACGGCCGCUUUUACAGAGGGGGAUUACAGAAGGAGAAAACCUCAUCCAAACUAUCAGGCACAUAUUGACUGCGAAAAAGAAGUCAUUUUGAAAGGGAAAAAGUACAAAGAUAAAUUGAAGACGUACGUGAUUGCGUCUGGCAUUCCCUACGGACACGAAGAAGAAACUUUGGACUUUCUUUUUAAAUUAGCUUGGCGUAACGAAAGUGAAAUGCCUGUCUUUGGUAACGGAAAGAAUUAUGUGCCUCUCAUACACGUAGAGGACUUGGCCAAAGUAAUCCACGCAGUUUGUGAAAACACUCCCUCCAAGCCCCAGUAUAUACUAGCAGUCGAACAGUCGGCUAGUACCUUAAAACAAAUCGUUGGGGCCCUAAGUAAAGUAAUGGGAACAGGAAGGAUAAAGGAAGUGCCCCAGGAAGAGGCAUUUUUAAUAAAAAACAUUACUCAAGCGAAAUUCGAUAAAACUACCGUCAAUUUAAAUAUGGAACCUGAAUAUAUAACUGAAGAAGCAGAAUUAGAAUGGAAAAACGAUAUGAAUUUAUUCGAAAACAUGAAGGCAAUUGUCAACGAAUUUCGCAUAGCUAGAAAUCUGGUACCAGUCAAGUUAUUCGUUCAUGGGCCUCCAGCCUCCGGGAAGACAUCGGUAUCUAAAGCGCUCUCCGGUUAUUAUGGAUCUCAUUACACUUCGGUCAAAUCAGCGAUAGAUGAAACAAUUGAAAAUUUGAGGAACAAAAUCGAUCGGGAAAAGGAAAAGCAAAGGCUCAAAGAGGAAGCUGCGACGGGAGAGAACGCCGAGGAGGAAGAAGUCGGAGAAGAAGGCGAAGAGGAGGAAGAAGUAAACAUUGACGAUCUUAUAGAAGAACUGAAAGGAAUCGAGAUUCCAUUGGAAGAGAGCGAAAAUGGCAAACUUCCUGACGAACAGGCCAUGACGAUAGUGAAGAAAAUAUUAUCACAAAAUUACACUCAAAAUCAAGGAUACGUCUUAGACGGAUAUCCUAAACUUACAGACCAAGCUAAACUUUUGUUCACUGGCGAUGAAGAAGGAGAAGGAGGUGCUGAUGAGGAAGAAGAGGAAGGAGAGGGCGGAGGGAGGGGAAAAAUAUUACCUGAUUACGUCAUCAAUCUGACAGCUCCUGAUGAAUUCCUUUGUGAAAGGAUCAUGCUUCUACCUGAAAAACGUGUACAGGGCACCCAUUAUACCGAAGAGCAUAUGCUCCGGAGGCUUGAUGAGUUCAGGGCUCGAAACACCGAGGACAAUACAAUAUUAAAUUUCUUCGACGAAAGAGAAAUACCGAUAAUAACAAUUGAUAUAACGAGCGAACAAUAUAGAGAAGCGGACGAUAUAGUGCGUACUGUUGUUAAAAAAGUUGGACCUCCACCAUCCUUUGCUCCAACACCGGAAGAAGAAUUUGAACUGAUCGGUUUGCAACAAGAAAAGGAGAGACUGGAACGACUGGAAAAAGAACUAGCAGAAGAACUCAUGAAAAAGGACGCUAUAGAAUGUUACCAAAAUAAAAUGGAGCAAUGGACAAGCAUUCUCGAGCAAUACCAACUGGAAGAAGAAAAAAUUUUGGCUGCAGAGUGCGAACCGUUAAGGCACUACCUAAUGAAAUACGUAUUUCCUACAUUGAGCAAAGGUUUAAUUGAAACGGCCAUUAUCAAACCCGAGGAUCCGAUAGAUUUCCUGGCAGAAUUCUUGUUCAAGGAAAAUCCAGAAGGACGCAUGUUCGAUCCGUCGUAUUCUAGAGAUGGACAACAAAAAUUGGAGACGUGCGUGUGUAUUAAAUGUUGCGAGGACGAGGACAGUGAAGAUACGCCAUGCUAACUUUACCAAUUUAUUUUUAUUCUUCAUUUGAUUAAGUUAACUAUAUUACAUUACAUUUCAAUUAAAUAUCUAUCACAAAAACACGUAGUUGUCUUUAUAGAUCAGACUGGCUAUAACCAUCAGCACGAAGCUGCUAUUUUUUUUUUGCUAUGAGGAAGAAUAUAAUACGUUGUUGGUUAUUUUUUAAUUAAUAUUAUCAACCUAAUAAUUACUGAGGGAUUCAAUUAUUAUUAUUAUUAUUAAUACAAGUAAUAUGCUGUUGCACAAUGGUCACAGAUAUUGAAGUUUUCUGCCGA